AUUCAAUAAGAAAUGAAUGUGAAAUAAUAAAUUAUUUUAUUGGUCUUUGUCAAGGAAAUAUGGUUUUAUUUAAUAAUAUAAAUAAAUUAAAUGAAAAAUGUCUUCAUUUAUAUGUUGAAUUAUCAUCAAUACUUUAUCAAACAAUAUUAAAAAAGACAAAAUCAUUUGAAUAUAUAUCAAUAACAUAUUCAUUAGGUGAUUAUAAUGAAAUAAAUUUAUUUUCAACAAUUUAUCCAAAAACAAUUGAAAAUUUAUCAUUAUUAAAAAGUGAUAUUGUUAUUAAUAAUCGUCUUGUAAGUUU
Messenger RNA from Rotaria sp. Silwood2, 301 nucleotides. The record is from the annotation of a GenBank genome assembly. NCBI's taxonomy places the organism in Eukaryota, Metazoa, Rotifera, Eurotatoria, Philodinida, Philodinidae.